Messenger RNA from Sander lucioperca (pikeperch), 1494 nucleotides. RefSeq names its product inositol monophosphatase 1-like. Lineage: Eukaryota; Metazoa; Chordata; Actinopteri; Perciformes; Percidae. Gene Ontology annotation, biological process: signal transduction; inositol metabolic process; phosphatidylinositol phosphate biosynthetic process. The coding region runs from base 179 to 1018 and encodes 279 amino acids. The record is from RefSeq and is a predicted model, not a curated record. Gene Ontology annotation, molecular function: inositol monophosphate 1-phosphatase activity. The transcript is spliced from 8 exons.
CCUUUUCCAGCCAGUAGCUCCUCGGUUGUAAAUGUAACCGCUACUUUGAAUGUGAAUUAACCUUCUGUGUCGCUUUUCCUUAACAGGAACCUAACGUUACAAUCUGUAACUAACGUUAUCAGGGAAUAUAACAUUAUUCAACGUUACUCCUCAUCCCUAACUUUAGUCCCCAAUCAACAUGAGUUGUCUUUGGCAAGAGUGUAUGGAUCACUGUGUGGAGGUCACCAAAAAGGCUGGGAGGAUGAUCCGCGAGGCGCUCCAGAAAGACAUCACCGUCAUGCACAAGAGCUCACCAGUUGACCUGGUGACUGAGACGGACCAGAAAGUGGAACAGCUCAUUAUAUCCUCCAUCAAGGAAAAGUACCCCACUCAUAGCUUCAUAGGUGAGGAGUCAGUAGCAGCAGGCGCUCCCAGUGUUCUAACUGACAAUCCCACGUGGAUCAUCGACCCUGUUGAUGGUACCACCAACUUUGUUCACAGGUUCCCAUUUGUGUCCGUAUCAAUUGGCUUCACUGUGAAGAAAGAGAUAGAGUUUGGGAUUGUCUACAGCUGCAUCGAGGACAAAAUGUACACAGCACGGAAAGGGAAAGGGGCAUUCUGCAACGGAGACCCGAUUAAAGUGUCAGGACAAGAAGAUAUAAGCCAAUCUCUGGUACUGACAGAAAUGGGCUUCAGGAAGAAUCCUGAGCAUUUCAAAACAAUGUUGGCCAACAUCAAGACCAUCCUCACCAUCCCUGUGCAUGGCAUCCGCUCCCCGGGAAGUGCAGCUGUCAACAUGUGUUUGGUAGCGUGCGGAUCGGCUGAUGCUUACUACCACAUGGGCAUCCACUGCUGGGACAUGGCUGGAGGGGCAGCGGUUGUUACUGAAGCUGGAGGAGUUAUCAUGGACAUUUCAGGUGGACCGUUUGAUCUGAUGUCCCGGAGGUUGAUCAUCGCCAGCAGCAGAGCAAUAGCAGAACGCAUCGCUAAGGAGAUAACAGAGUUUCACGUCGGGAGGGACGACACAGAUGGCGAGUAAAUUUCCAUCAUUUCCUCUACCAACUUUUCAGUUAUUAAAUCACCUGACUGACUGCAUUUACUGUAACAAGUCACGAUUCUAUCUUUGCCAUAAUAAUAAUAAUAAUAAUAAAAAUAAUAAUAUAAGAACCAAAACGAUAAACUUACCUCUGAAGAACUAUACUCUGAAGUUUGUUAGUCAGCCCUUAGACUUUCAGUCUUCUUUCUGCUUUCUUUACAAGUCAUUGUUGUGAUUCUGUACUUUUACAGAUUCAGACUAUUCUGCUGUAACUCAGUGAUAUUGUUUGUGAUGAGGGUAUUAUGCCAUGCGUGUUUGUCUUUACACCUGUUUUUAGCCAUUAUUUAUUCUUUAUAUUAGGACUGGGUGAUAUGUCCAAAAUCUUCAAUCCCGAUCAUUUGAUAUCUUGAUAACGAUAUCUAUCACAAGCAUGUUUUCUGGUAAUUCAAUAAAUAAAUAAAUAAAUAGUCUUUAUGAAA